This is a messenger RNA of Metarhizium acridum CQMa 102, 2709 nucleotides long. NCBI's taxonomy places the organism in Eukaryota, Fungi, Ascomycota, Sordariomycetes, Hypocreales, Clavicipitaceae. The record is from RefSeq and is a predicted model, not a curated record.
AUGACAAAGUCGCUCAUUCGGACGGCCUCCCUGGCUGUCCUUGGCCCGCUGGCCUUGUACACAGUCUUUUGGAGUUUAGCCGUGAUACCAUUCUUCCAGCGACACUUCCUAUACGCGCACAAGUUCAACACACUAUUCUGGUCUGACGUGAACGAGCCAGAGAGAUGGGGGUUUGCAAAGCAUCAAGUUGCACCCUUUUACUUGAAAACACCCGACGACAACUAUCUCUACGCAUGGCACGUUUUGCCUCUCCCUCUGUAUCAUAAGCAUGAGGACCAAAUCGUGCAAGGGGCGUCAUCCGAGACUGUCCCCCUUGACAUUACCAGUACAGAAUCGUUCCGUUUACUAAAAUCGGACCCCAAGGCCAAAUUGAUUCUGUAUUGCGUUCCCAGCGAAGAGGGCCUCAUCCAGGACGCAGAGACACUCGUCAAUUGGGCCAUGAACGUGGCUGGCAUUCCGUCUACUAGAAUCCUCCUGUUUGGCCACAGCCUGGGGACGGCGGUGACAAGCGGUGUAGCUGAGCGAUUUGCCCGCAAGGGCGUUGACUUCGCCGGCCUCGUUCUCGUUGCUGGAUUCAGCGAUCUCGCCAAUUUGCUGACGGGGUACCGCAUUAGCGGCGUUUUCCCAGUCAUGGGACCGCUUGCAGCCUGGCCCUCUGCCGUCAAGUACCUGCAGACGUACGUUGUGGACAAGUGGCAUUCCGCGGAUCGACUUGCCAGCAUCGUGCGCAACACCAAGAGGAGGCUGCGCCUGGAGCUGAUCCAUGCCUACAGCGACUGGGACAUCCCGUGGCAGCAUGAGGACAUUCUUUUCCAGGCAGCAGCCAAUGCAACAACCAAUGGCCUCAACCAAACCGAGUUUGACCAGUUCAAAGAGAGGCACAUGGAGCUCAGCCCCGGAGGCGACGGCUUUUCAGUAACUGUAAAGUCUAACCCGGAUACUGUUAUCAGACAGCAAUUGGUUCUUCACGGAGGUGGUCCCGCGAUUCUUCACAACCCUCCAGAUACCAUGCUUUGGCUCUGGCACCACGUGCAAAGGCGCACCGCUCCCAACAUGCCGCCCGAAGAGUCCAAGAUGGCCGAGCCCAUUGUCGACAAGGGCAAACAAGUCGACCAGGGCGAAUCCGAGUCCGAAGAUGACGAGCCCGCCGCCGCCACCACGGGCGCCGACACACCGGCAGGGACGUCCACCGGCAGCAAGAAGAAGAAGUCGAAGCGCAAGAAGGCCAAGCAGCUCCUGACGGGCAAAUCCGACGAGCAGAAGCAGGCGGACGACGUGAAAAAGGCCAUAGGCGGCUUGACGCCUCAGCAAAUGAAGGAGCUGGUGUCUCUCAACCCCGGCCUCAUGCAAGAGCUCGCGGCUGCGUCUGGCAGCUCGAACCCGUCCCCCGACCAAGUCGCCAGUAUGCUCAAGAACAUGAACCUCGCCGACAUCAUGACUGGCCUGGCAGCCAGCGGCAAGAAUGCCAAGGACAUGGGCGCGUACAAGUUCUGGCAGACGCAGCCCGUGCCCAAGUUUGGCGAGGAGGGGGGCAAGGUUGAGGACGGCCCAUUGAAGAUUCAAAAGGUCGAGGAUAUCGACAAGGAGCCACAGCCGCUGGUGGCUGGGUUCGAGUGGGUGACGGUGGAUUUGAUGGACGACGGAGAAAUGAAGGAGGUGUAUGAGCUGUUGAACGGGCACUACGUCGAGGAUGACGAGGCCAUGUUCCGCUUCAACUAUAUCCCCGAGGUGCUCAGAUGGGCCAUGAUGGCGCCGGGCUGGCAGCGCAAAUACCACAUUGGUGUGCGAGCAUCGCAAUCCCGCAAGCUGGUGGCCUUCAUCUCGGCCAUCCCCGUGCACAUUCGCGUGCGCGACAAGACCUUCACGUCGUCCGAGGUCAACUUUCUCUGCGUGCACAAGAAGCUCCGCGGCAAGCGCCUCGCGCCGGUCCUCAUCAAGGAGGUCACCCGCGUCAGCAACCUGGACGGCGUCUGGCAGGGCCUGUACACGGCCGGCGUCGUGCUGCCCCGGCCCGUGAGCACAUGCCGGUACUACCACCGCGCGCUCAACUGGAAGAAGCUGCACGCGUGCGGCUUCAGUCCCCUGCCCGCGGGCAGCAAGCCGGAAUACCAGGUGCGCAAGUACGCGCUGCCGGAGACCACGGCCACAAAGGGCCUGCGCGAAAUGCAAGACGAGGACGUGGAUGCCGUCGUGGGCCUGCUGAAGAGAUACCUGGCGCGGUACGACAUGGCGCCAGAGUUUACCGCGGAGGAAGCCCGUCACUGGUUCUUGCCCAAGAAGGACUCGAAGCAGGUGAUUUGGUCCUAUGUAGUCGAGAACAAUGGCAAAAUCACCGACUUCUUCUCCUUCUUCUGCGUCGAAUCCUCCAUCAUCAAGAACAACGACGUCCUCCGCGUCGCCUACCUCUUCUACUACGCCAGCGAGACCGGCCUCAGCGAGCCGUUUGACAAGCCGUCUCUCAAAACUCGUCUCAACGCGCUCAUAAACGACGCCCUGAUCCUCGCCAAGAGGGCCAAGCUGGAUGUGUUCAACGCGCUGUCGCUCAUGGACAAUGCGCUGUUCCUGGAGCAGCAAAAGUUUGGCGGAGGCGACGGGCAGCUCCAUUACUACCUGUUCAAUUAUCGGGCCAGCCCGAUUUCCGGCGGUGUCGAUGCCAAGAAUCAGCUGGACGAGGACCAUUUGAGUGGCGUUGGGCUGGUGAUGCCGUAG